AUGGAAAAAGAAGCUUGGGAAGGCGGCGUGAGACGCCGCCUCCCUGCAUAUGAUGCUGGUGUUGGCGGUGCCUCAUCACCCGCUGGACAUAUGCAUCAACCAGGUAAGCCUAUUGGUUUUUUGGCAGCUCGCAAAACACCUUAUGCAAAAAAACUGCUGUCCAAGCGCCUUAUCCUCUUCACUGUCGUUAUCUUACCGUUUUUAAUCAUUUUCAAUCUUUUUUUGAUAUGUGUUCCCAUUCUAUGGGGCGUGGCAAACCAUACCCUUGCUGUGUCUGUUAUGCACAUUUAUGCCUCGAACUUAACCAAUAUCAAAGAAGAUAAUUUUGAGCUCACAAUAGAGGGUCAGGUCAAAAAGGCUGGUGUCUUUCCUGCUCACAUAUUCUUCCGUGAACCAGUCCAUGUUACAUGGAAUACUGUUCCAUCAGAUGACAGACCCAUGCGCGAAGUGCAACUUGGCCAUUUCCCGUUGGAAAGAAUAGGUGUCGCAGCUGGACAUGGCCGCAUCAAACAAAUAACUCGCUUCAAUAUUACAGAUGUUCCAUCAUUUACAGAAUUCACCAAGUUUCUCAUCCAAACAAAGGAAUUCACUUGGCGACUCACUUGUAAUAAUGUGCAUAUUGAAGCGUUCUCGUUUUUGCCUACAUUUAAGAAUUUGAAGUUAACGAAGGAUGUCGUUUUCAAUGGUAUCAACAAUUUUGAAGACGUUAAAAUCUUGGAUUUCAAAUUGCCUGCUGCAGAUCCACAAGGUGGUAUCUCUUAUGAGGCAUAUACAAGCGUUUAUAAUCCCUCUCCAUUCGGUGUACAGCUCGGUCGAUUGUCUCUGGAUCUUUACGCUUAUGGCAUGCACCUAGGUCCAGGAUAUUCACCAAAUAUCAACAUUACGCGUGGUAUUAAUUAUGUCAAGCUGACAGGGCGCAUUCUUCCAAAGACAGACUCUCGAGACUUGAGUAAAAUGAGUGAGAUUUUCACGAAAUACAUCAAUCAUGAGGUGACACCUACCGUUGCUGUUGGUAAAGAUAUAACAAAUGUCGAUUAUGAAGUACCCUCAUGGCUUAGGGAAGCAAUCAAGGUUCUCCGGCUUCAAGUUCCGUUCCAAUCGCCAGAACCGAUCAAUCCAAUCAAGCAGGUUACCAUCAUGCAAUUCAACUUGACGUAUCCGCCAGGUGGCGACGCAUACGGCCCAAUGGCGUCGUCAGACAGCUUAAGUGCCCAACUCGCUGUCCCCUUUGGUUUCCCAUUGCGGGUUGUAUCUGCGAAAAACGAGAUCACGAUCGUUAAUGAGAAAAACGGCAAGCCGAUUAUUAUGGUCAAUGGUGUGAAUUCGGCGGCUGAGACUAGUCUUGAUGUCAUUUCUGCUGGUCAGACAGAGGGUACUAUCUAUCUUACGCUAAAGCCUAGCCCUAUGUCUCUCCCAAGCCAAAGUGAUGAUGCUCGUAAAGAAUUCGAGGAUUUCCAGAAAGAAUUCACAUUUGCUAAAGAAGAUAUCAAAUACUUUAAUGGCACCUCGAAAGCACUUACUGAGACUCCUGUGGGUACCGUGCUUUUAAAUGGUAUUAAGUUUUCGGUUGAAAGUGGAUUGUUAGGGUUGCAGGGUCUAAAUCAUUAUCCAACAUUGGUGCUUGGUUUAGAUGUGAUCGGAGGAACGCGUGAUAACAUCAAUAUAAAAGUCAACACUUCCAUCUUUAAUCCAUCCAAUGUAAAUCUUGAUGUUGGUACAACUACCUUGCUGAUGAUCAAGGAGAUCGUGGUAGGAUCUGUCACAUUACCUGACCUGAAGCUGGCUAUCGGCAACAAUACACUGGAGAUUGAUGCCAAGUUCAAUCCAAACGCCGGUCCCCAAGGACUGGAGAUGCUUAACCGAUUUAUAUCUGGUAUUAACACUAAAUUUAACAUUAGUGGCUAUGAAGAUUCGACUUCAAUCGCUUCAUUAAAGCCGGCAUUCUCCGCGGUUCGAAUAAAUUCAACGUUACCAGGUCUGCAGCAAAAGCUGGUUCAAUCUACGAAGUUGAAGGUAUUAGACUCGACGGGGAACAAGGAUGAUGUGGCUCAAGCAGUCGUAUCAUUGAGUAAUCCAUUCACUUCCUCUCUUUCAAUUACUCACAUUAUUUCAAAUGUUACAUCGCACGGACUUUUCAUUGCAUCAUUGGAUACGGAUACUCAAUUUAACGCUGGUGGAAAGAAAGUGUCGCAAUCUCCUUUGCUAGAUCUUCACUUAAACUUGUAUCCACCAGAUAUUUUUGCGUUGGUACGUGACUAUGCUCUGGAUGCUGGUUUGGAUGUGAUGCAGCUUGAUGCUAUUGUAAAAAUUGGUGGUUAUACCUAUUCAGAUACAACAAAUGCGAACAGCCUUAAAAAGCAUAAAAAUGGGAAACGGCACGUUCUCGAUGGUGGCACAUUAAGAAGUGAAGACUCUGGUAACUCGUUCCGUGCUGGGCAUGAGCUUGAGAAGCGUAAAACGAAUAUGUUCACAAACUUCAAUAUAGUUGAUUUCACUGACAAGGCGUUUUCAAAGGCUCAAGUAAACCUCAAUAUUUUGUCUACGUGCAACAUUGGUGACUAUCAGACAGAGCUUCAGUUUGUUCAGUCGAAUGUUCCUCUCCAGACUGAUGAUACACUGCACAAAUUGCUUCCCGUUUUAGCCAAGCCGAUUGUGCAGAAAAUUAUUGAUGGUGCAAUUUUGACCAUUGAAAGUGUAACUAUUCUGGAUCCUAAGCCCAAAUCUUUUGUCACGUCAUUGAAGGGCUCAAUUACCCAUUCUGGUCCAUUUGAUGCAUCUAUUUCAUUUCCCGAUGGUCUUCAGGUGUCAUGGAAUGGUAAAGUUCUUGGUCAACUAAAGAUGCCUGAUAUUAAAUUAGCUGCAGAUGAAGGCGCUCAGCUUGAUCUAAAUGCGGAAUUUGCCGUUGCAGACGUGGAUGGAUUGACCGAGUUCACAAAAUUCCUGUUGACGAAACCAAGCUUUAUUUGGAACAUUCAAGGAAAGAACUUGCGAGUUUCAGCUCUGGGUAUCGAGGUCGGCGGUCUUGACAUUUCCAAGACAAUCAUCUUGACAGGCUUUAAUGGCUUGAAAAAUAAGGUUCGAAUUACUGACUAUGAUCUCCCGUCAAAUGACCCCGCUGGAGGUAUCCACCUCACCGCUGAGUCUGACAUCACGAGUCCAUCGCAAGUUGGUGUUCGGUUGUCCCGAUUUGGUGUCAGUGUCUGGAGCAAUGGGACAAAUCUUGGCCCAACGGCCGCAGAAUCUGAAUUUACUUUAAAUCCGCUUUCAAGUACAAAUCUGCCUCUAGCUGGCCGCCUGAAGCAUCAAUCAGAUGACGGGGACUUGGAGGUUCUAUCCAACAUCUUCACCAACGUGGUCCAUGGUGAAACCAUUCCCCUUACUAUUCAAGGUGAAUACGCUGGUCCAUCUGAAGUAACCUGGCUUAAUGAAGGUAUCAAGUCGCUUAAAGUGAACACUAUUCUUCCUGCGAAACACUUUAGCGUUAUCAAGGCCAUUGACAUAAAUCAAUUGACGUUGAUGUUUUCGAAAAAGGCACCAUGGGAGCCCAAAGCAAGUUCUAAUAAUACCCAAGCACCGUUCUACUUGCCUUUCGGAUUUCCGAUCAACAUCAAGCAGACAGGUGGUGGCUUUAUUGAAAACUACAAGAGCACUGAUAUCGCAGUUCUUAACAUUCCCUAUUCACCUGCACAAACGCAGGUCAGGGCGCGCAUUCUAACGCUUGAGUUUAAAAACUCUCCCAUGUCUGCGUACUCAAGCAAACACGCCCAAUUUUCUCAAUUUAUUGCUGAUACGACAAAGCAGGACUGUGUCAAGUUCCAGCUUCAUGGCAAAGCCAAUGCUAAAGCGGAUACUGCGGCUGGUUAUGUAACGGUGUCGGAUAUUUCUUUCUCGGUUGAAACAUCCCUUUUAGGUAUUCAAAAUUUAAACGCACGGCCUGUUUUCGUGGCAAACCUUGAUGUGAAGCAUGGUUUCAAGGACUACUUGUUGAUUACUGUGAAUUCAUUCAUGUACAAUCCAUCUCAUAUCUCCGUCGGAACCGGAGAUGUAUCAUUCAACCUCGAGUUUCAGAAUCACAUGAUUGGCACUGUGGAUAUUCAUGAUCUUGUGCUUGAGCCAGGUCUGAACAAAAAGUUCACGAAUGUGAAGUAUCAUCCCCAUGGUGCUGCAAAUAUUGCCGCGGGUCAAACGAUGCUGGAAAAUUAUGUUCAGGGCAUCGAAUCUACUACCAAAAUUCAUGGCACAAAGGAUACCACUGAUAUUGCUUCUUUGAAGCAAGCCAUGUCUGGUAUUGACCUUAUGGUAAAGAUUCCGCCUCUUCAUAAGCUUAUUAUUCUCGAAGAUCGCCUUGUGAUUCCCAAGAACAUUGAUAAAACGCAUAUUGCACAAGCCAGCUUCCAGCUGGCUAAUCCUUUUACGGCGUCCAUCAAUCUGAUCAAAGUUGAUGCAAAAGCGUCCUACAAAGGCAUCUUUCUUGGUCAAAUCAACGAUGACCUGUCUAAGAACCCUAUUCGGGCUAAUGGCCACCAGACCAUCACUUCUCGUACCCUGCCGAUCAAAAUGGAUCUGAAUCCGAAGAAUCUUAUUCGAUUUAUAAAGCAAGCAGCAGCUGAUACUGGGACAGAUUUGGGACCCUUGGAGCAUGAAUUUGACCUGGUCAUGGCAAUGAAGAACACCGAGACCAGUAUCAAGGCAAUGCCAGAUUCAAGUCCUCCUAAUUGCCACUCGGGACAUCAAUUUGACGUUUUUGGUGCUGUAUUUAGUCUCCUCAAAGGUCUCAAGGUCACUCUUGAUAUAAAGUCAACAGUCAAGAUUGAUGACUACAAAACAGAUUUGAACUUCAAGCAGGAGCCUGUGCCUACAGACACAGAUGAUACUGCUUUGUAUCUCAUUGGUCCAGUGGGCAAACCUAUCGUGCAACGUAUUGUGAAUGAAGCGGUGCUGGCAUUUUCAGUCGCCAAUGCCACAAAUCUUAGGAAUGAUGGCUUUGAUGUAUCACUUCGUGGUAAAUUGGUCAACACUGGUCCCUUCGACGCUCAAAUUGAGUUUCCUGAAGGCGUCUCUGUGACUUGGAGCGGCAAAGAUAUCGCAAAAGUAUAUCUGCCACCAGUCUGCGCCAAGGCGGACGAAGGCGUUCCCAACUAUAAUACCAAGGGCCAGCUUAAAAUCAUUGAUCACAAAGCCUUCACUGAGUUUUCAACUCAUAUUCUUCACAACAGACAAUUUAAAUGGACCAUUCACUCCAAUAAACUUCGUGUUCGUGCUUUGAACAUCAUUUUCAGCGACGUUCACAUUUCCAAAGAUCUAACAUUUGACGCAUUCAAUGGUCUUCCGGGCGUGAAAAUCACCAACUUUGACAUUCCUGGUGAGACAAAAGACUCGCUGAAAAUUACAUCAGGUACCAUGAUUCCCUCGCCUGCGAGUCUUGGGAUUCAGCUUGAUACUGCUAACUUUUUGAUCUUUUACAAGAACCGCCUUCAAGGUCCGAUUCAUUCGAAUAAUUUGUUUAUUGGAGCUCAUACAACGACAAGCGCAACGUUACACGGCUUUAUUACUCGCAAAGACAGUGAUGCAGACAGAGACAUAACAGGGGAUUUGUUCUCCAAUUAUCUUCAAGGUAAGAACAAGACCCUUUCCAUCAAAGGCGAUUCCGUCGUUACCAGAGCAAACGGUAACAAGCCUGUGAAAUGGCUGACUGCGGCAUUCAAAUCGUUGACGCUUAAAGUGGUUUUACCUGGAAAGAUCUACGACAUUGUUAAGUCAGCCCAGAUUAUCGACAUUUUUGUCACGAUGAUGGAACAGCGAGACACUUGGUCCCCGCGUAUUGCCUCUAACAUGACUUUAGCCCAGUAUGCGAAUCCAUUGCAUUUCUCUCUGAAACCAAUGAAGAUAUCACUGAGUGGCAUUUUGUCUUUCGAAGGCGCGGAUGCUGCGCGCCUGGAGCUCCCAUUAUUGAGAGCGAGUGCUGGCAUCUCACAUGGUCCAGAAGACCAACAGCCCCUCGCUCUAUCUUUCAAAAACCAACGAUUGCAAGCGAUGGAUCACGGUGCAUUUGCAAAUUUUCUGGGCAAAAUUGCAUACACGUCUCGUGUGUCGUUCCAGGUAAGAGGAUCCGUGGGAAUCAUUGGUCAUAUGGUAAUUGGUGAUAUUCCGGUCAAGGGCAUUCCAUUCUCAGGCAUCACCUCGAGCUUAGCGGGCUUUAAUAGCUUCACUGGUGAGGCAGAUACCUACAAGGCCGACGUCAAAGGUGCAACUCCUCAAUAUCUUGAUAUGAGUGUUCGAAUGCGAAUGAAGAACCCAAGUAACAUUACACUCAAGACAACUGGCAUGAAGCUCCCUUCUUUCCAUGAAGGUACAUACUUUGGGCGAGCAUUGCUGGAUGACAAAACCAUUGUACCUGGUAUCAAUGAUAUUGAUGCCAUUGCUAGAUACCAGCCGAAUGAUCCCAACAACACAGUUGCGCAGUCUGUUGUCCAGAAGUUUCUUCAGCCGAAAGAACAUCAACCAAAGGAAAUUAGGUAUAUUGUCCCAAUUGAGAUCCAGGGUAAAGGGUUCGAGAAUGCGAAUCCGCCUUUAUCUCCAUUUGCAUCAUUGGUUCCAGGUCUCGCACAAGUACAUGCCAAGUCUUCUUUCCCCGGCAUGGGUUCAAGAUCAUUGGAGUAUGUUGAUAACUAUAUCGACCUUUUGGGUCUAUUUGCGGGUCCGGAUUUGCGACCUUUUGCAAGAGUACGACUUCAUUUCAAAAAUGAUGCGCCGUCUCCUCUCGAAAUUAUUACGAUUCAAAGUGAUGCGAGGGUGGCAGGAGAGAGUGAAUCGGUGGAGAAGAUCGCGACCUUCUUUGUUGAUUUCCAUUACCUUUUAAGAACUGAUCCAAGGUGCAAGAGUCCCUGUUACAUGAGAGCAGCCAAAGCCACUAAGGUGGACCCUGGCCGUCACACGUGCUGCAUGGUUCCUAACGUAUUGCUUUACCAAGGUUUGCUUCCAACUUACAAGCUGCUGGGCAACAAGGUUGAUGUAUAUAACCAAUUGCGAGUCCAAGUUGGUGGUAAAAACGGCAUUAUUCUUCCGUCCAUCCAUUUCAACGAAUUUUAUGUCCCCACGACAUACCAAAUUUCCAUUGGUGAAACCCCUGUGCUUAAUAUUACGAAUGCUGCUCAAUUUAUCGGCGGUUUGACCAAGGCACUGUCCAUGAUGAACAGACAAGAAAAGCUACGAUUAGCACAAGGAAUAAAGAAAGCAGGACGAAAUCACAUUGCCACCUUGGUUGACAAUGGCAUGAAAGAUCUUAUUUGUGGUGUUGAAGAUCUGAUUCCACUUGAUUUCCUUGACCUUGCUGGAUGUAAGAAGAAAGGAAAAAUGACAUCGAACGCGUCUCAAAAAUCAACCAGUGGUGGUUUGAAGGUUUCUGAUGCAUCGUCGCGUUCAUCUAAGGCGCAAUCGUCUCCCACUCCUAAAGGUGGUAAAACAUCAGAUACUCACCAGUCCAUGAAUUCUCAAAAUCAAAAAACCACGAGCACAGCUGGUAACAAAUCUAGCGAUGAUGACGAUCACAACGGUAAAAAUUCGAACAGCGGAAAUCAAGAUGGCGGGGACAAGCAUACUUCCUCUGGGCAGAUACUCGACUCAGGCCAAAGCUCUAAAGGCAACAACAAAGGUGAAGGCUUAGGCAAUCUUUUUGGCUGA
This is a messenger RNA of Malassezia restricta, 7680 nucleotides long. RefSeq names its product protein of unknown function (DUF3712). Gene Ontology annotation, cellular component: fungal-type vacuole membrane. The record is from RefSeq and is a predicted model, not a curated record. The coding region runs from base 1 to 7680 and encodes 2559 amino acids. NCBI's taxonomy places the organism in Eukaryota, Fungi, Basidiomycota, Malasseziomycetes, Malasseziales, Malasseziaceae. The transcript has a single exon.